UUGAAUAGUCGUCUUUCCCCGGAAGCUCCCUUUUUUUCCCCGAGAAAGUGACGGAAAAAGAGAUCCAAACGGGAAAAUCUCUCCUUUUUCUCGGAGACAAUCGAACUGGAUUCCUUUGGACAAAGACCUAUGUCUCUCACUCCGAUUCUCAUCGCAUCUUUUCUCUUCUUCUUCCAUGUUCCUUCGACAUCCGCAGCCGAUGGGUCAUCGGCGUACACCGUCCUCCAGAGUUACAACUUCCCCGUAGGAAUCCUUCCUCAGGGAGUGGUGGGAUAUGAUCUGGAUAGAUCCACCGGGAAGUUCCACGCGUAUUUCAACGAUUCGUGCAGCUUCUCUCUCGAAGGUUCUUACCAGUUGAACUACAAAUCCACAAUCAGUGGGUACAUAUCGCCGAACAAGCUCACAAAGCUGACUGGUGUGAAGGUUAAGGUCCUGUUCCUGUGGCUCAACAUCGUGGAGGUCGUCAGGAAUGGCGACGAGCUCGGUUUCUCCGUCGGGAUCACGUCCGCUAACUUCGGGAUCGACAAUUUCUUCGAGUCGCCGCAAUGCGGCUGUGGGUUUGACUGCAAAGGGUCGAAAAUGGAGGAAUCUGGGAGAAGCCCUUUGGUUUCUUCUGCUUGAAGGUAAUUGUGUUGUUGUCAAAAUGCCAUCUUUGGCACCGAAUCUGAACUCUUGAAUGCGCAUUGACGUUCUUCUGUAUAAUUUCCGUCUCCAUCCAAUAAUUUGACAGCAAUUUCUGAUUUCCA
Molecule: messenger RNA, 746 nt
Organism: Tarenaya hassleriana
Lineage: Eukaryota; Viridiplantae; Streptophyta; Magnoliopsida; Brassicales; Cleomaceae
Exons: 1
Coding region: 130-621 (163 amino acids)
Source: RefSeq, a predicted model, not a curated record